Messenger RNA from Parnassius apollo (apollo), 522 nucleotides. NCBI's taxonomy places the organism in Eukaryota, Metazoa, Arthropoda, Insecta, Lepidoptera, Papilionidae. The record is from the annotation of a GenBank genome assembly.
AUGAUGUACAACAUCAACGUUGAUACAUUUGUAGCUGGUCUUAUAUUUUUAACGAUUACUCAACUUAAGGUACUUAAAUACAAGUUAAAUAAUUUGAAAAUAAAUUCGAAUGAACUGAGAUAUAGUAAAGAGUUUCAAGAAAAUCUUCAAAUGUUAAAACUUAAGCAAUGCUUAGGACAUUAUAAUAAAAUAAUAAUGUUUCAAGCAAACAUUCAAGAAAUAUCAAGUAUCACAUUGUUCGUUGUGUUUGGAAUGGCGUCAGCGAUAAUCUGCGUUACUCUAUGUGGAUUUUAUUUAAGUCGGGAAUUAGUAUUUGCAGCGUAUAGUUGCGACUGGAUAAAUAGGUGCCAAAAAUUCAAACGCAGCAUCGUUAUUUUAAUGGAGCAUGCAAAUACGCCAUUGAAAAUGAUAGGCAUGAAAAUGUUCUUAUUAUCACUGGAUACAUUUAUUACGAUUGUAAAAUCUGCUUUCUCUCUUGUAACAUUAAUAAGAAGUUUUCAAGAUGUGGAAGAUGGAUCGUAA